UUCACAUUCACAAAUAUCACAUAUUUGCUCACCAUCUUACAUAAACCAACAACAACAAAAAAAAAAAAAAAUUAAAACAAAUGGAAGGAUUGAUACCAUAUGUGAUGCAUGCCAUGAAGAAGCACAGGCUGCACAACAGCUACCGCUCCCUCUCCGCCAGCUACCAUCUCCUAGACGGGUCUGUGGCGGCAGAGGGUUCUUCACACCGCCGCACCAGGUCCGAGUUUCAGCCGCCCACAGCUGAUUACUUGCAACAACGAUCAGGGUUCGAUUAUGAUACUCAAGCAGUGAACUUCAAAAAGGAUUCCACCUCUUCAACUGUAAACACAUUUCAUGCUUCAAAGAUAAAGAGAAACUGAUCAGGAAAAUAAUGCAAGUGGUUUUUUUUUUAAUUUAGAUUACAAGAAAAAGAAUUGUUUGAUUGUUUUGUAAUUGUGUGAUAUCGUUGUUUGAUUCUGCAAUUAUGUACAAAAAGUGGUACAUAUUAAAUAAAUAUAAAUAGGCUCAUUCUAUACGCACCCCCACUCUUUCCUGAUUAUACCCCCUUGUGAGAGGAAAACUGUCGGUCCCACGCAGGCCCCACCUGUAAGUAUGUGAGAGGAGG
Molecule: messenger RNA, 604 nt
Organism: Helianthus annuus (common sunflower)
Lineage: Eukaryota; Viridiplantae; Streptophyta; Magnoliopsida; Asterales; Asteraceae
Exons: 1
Coding region: 81-359 (92 amino acids)
Source: RefSeq, a predicted model, not a curated record